AUGCACUCUUUGAUUAAAAAGAAGAAGAGAUUUUCUUUAGUUUUUCUCGAAGAGGGUGAAAUAUACACAAGGGAUUGUAUGGGCUUCCGGCAGCAUCCUGGCAGAUACCCGGAGAAGCGUCAAGAGAAAGGAAGAAUCCAUCUCUGUUCCCGAUCACUCAUCUUUGAACCUCAAGAUCGCGAAACUCCGCUAGUUCGCUAUUCCUACCGUGACAUGUCAGGCCCACCAGAAGAAAUAAUGGCUCCCAGAUCCUUAUACGCCCACACAAGUAAUGCAACACGAGUCUCAUUUUACAUCACAAAAAUCACAGAGCUCCCAGAUCUCCGCAGUCCUCUGCCAUACAAAACCAUUCAACUUCAGCAGCCUCAGAAUGUUCUUCUUGAUUUCGAAUAUGAAUCAGUGACGUCAAUGAACGAAUGGAUCAAUAAUCUUUACGAAAGGAAUGCAGGGCACAAUGCAGGCUUUGACCAAGACUCUGAACUGGCUGAUUUGGUGACUCAGAGGGAAAGAGGGAUCAGGUUUGACAUGAGCAGGAUUGAAAGCAUCACGGAACGGCCAACUAUUCAAGCUCCGAUGCUGGUCAAAAGAGUGCAUCCUUUUAUGAGUGUCCCAGGACUUUUGUAUAUUACUGAUAUAAGGCUUUAUUUUCAGCCUGUUUAUCAAGUUUCGGCAAACCCGGUGAAAAGUAUCAGACAUGCUGAUGUGUGUAAAAUUCAUAUGCAUAACUGUAAUAAAUAUGAGGAAUAUUAUAAAUUAUAAAAAAAUGGGUGUGAUUAUAUAGGUUUUUUUUUAAAUAAAUAAGUAUAAAAGAAGAUGGAAAUUAAGAAAUGUUGGCUUUGAAAUUUUUACUCGGGAUGAUAAAACGUUAUUUUUAUCGUUUUAUACAGAAAGAGAGAGAGACCAAAUUCUAGGACUUUUAUUAGGGCUUGCUGGGCCAGAGUGUGAAACUGAAAAUUCAGUAGAAAAUACAACGCUUAAAUGGCAGCUUAGACAGAUUAGCAAUUAUGAUUAUUUACUGUACUUAAAUUCCGCAGCUUAUCGCACGUUUUCUGAUUUUACUCAAUAUCCUGUAUUCCCAUGGGUUCUAUCUAAUUACGAUAGCCCAGAGCUUGAUUUAAAUGACCCUGCAAAUUUCAGAAACCUCAGCUUGCCGAUAGGUGCACUUAACCCCAAUCGUCUAGCUACUUUUAAAAAGAGAUACACAGAUAUGCCAGAGCCAAAGUUCUUAUAUGGAACUCACUAUUCAGCUCCUGGCUAUGUAAUAGGCUUUUUAUUCAGAAGAUUCCCUUUAUUCAUGCUAAGACUUCACGUAAUUUAUAAUUAGAGUGGAAAAUUUGACUCCCCAGACAGAUUAUUUAAUGACAUAGCCCAGGACUGGAGAAGUGUCCAGGACAACCCUGCAGAUGUAAAAGAAUUAAUCCCAGAAUUUUAUUCUGAUGACCCUAGUUUCUUACAAAAUGAUCUUGCCUUAGAUUUAGGUAUCAAAAUGAAUGGAGAAAAAGUAUGGGAUGUAAAACUUCCAUCUUGGGCGUCAGAUUCUCGGGAUUUUUUAAAAAAAAUGAGGGAAGCGUUGGAAAGCCCUUAUGUUAGCGAAAACUUGCAUCAUUGGAUUGAUUUGAUUUUUGGGUAUAAGCAAAGAGGAGAGCAUGCAUUUAAUGCAAAUAACAGUAAAAUAUAAGUAGUUUUCCAUCCAUUGACGUAUGAAGGAAGCGUCGAUAUAGAUAGUGUCAGUGAUCCAAUUCAAAAAAGAGCUAUUGAGCUACAAAUUCAUGAAUUUGGUCAAACCCCUAACUUCCCUAUCCUGCGAAUGACACCAUUGAACUGGAAAAUUAAUCUCUCAAAUCUAACUUCCUAUGUUUGGUAGCAAGAAUAUUAGAGAUUAAGUCGAAUAAUUGCUUUCAUGCAAUUAUAAUAUGAUUUCUACGAUUUUACUAACAUUUUCCAUACUCUAUCUCUUGCAUCUAUCGCAUAAAUUAUUUUUUAUAAAAAAAUUUAAAUAUGUAGCUUUUUCACAAAAAAUUUAUUUAGCCCCGUCCUUGAUAGAAAGGAGGCGAUCCGUUUGAUCAAAACAGGGAAGUAAGCAGCUGUUUAAAAUUCCUCACCCACCAAGACAUAUGAUCCAAGAAGAGGAAAAAGAAAUAGUAAAGCCACUAAAAACCGCAAGAAUGACAUGGAAUAUCGAAAGCGUCGCAAGAAAAAGCUCAAGUCAAGUCACCGAAAUAACUCUUCACAAAAAGCGUGUCAGCUCAAUCCACAAAAUUGGUGACAGAGCCAUUACCACUGCCCAUGAUGGCUGCCUCAAAGUAACAGCUCUUGAAAGGGUCCAAAAAAGGUCUUUCCCUAUAUGUGAAUUAGCUAUAUCUUGCAGUGCUUUAAUAAACGACAAAACAAUAGCAGCAGGCUCCUAUGAUAACAGAAUUUAUAUUUUUAACCUUUCUACAGGCCGAGUUAUUAACAAUUUUCAAGCUCAUGAUGAUGCAAUUACUUCCUGCGAGUACAUUGAAUCAUUAAAUGCAAUAGCAUCAGGCUCUUGGGAUGGCUUUGUGAAGCUAUGAGAUGUCAGGGAAAAACCAAAAAUGGUCCAUACAUAUGAAGAUCAUGAAGAACAAGUUACUGCUAUGUGUAUAGACUCAACGAAGACGAAUCCUUAUUUAUUAGCAUCGUGCGAUUUGGAUGGAAAAGUUGUAAUAAGAGAUCUGAGGGAAGGGGUGAUUUCAAGGUUUGAUAUAAUUAAAAUAUGGCGUCGAAAGAAUUUCUGGUCUCCGGCUGAAAUUUUAUCUCUUGCAUGUUUUAAUUAUGAGUUUGGUUUUCCCCUGGUGAAAUUAUCCCAGCUAUGUCAGGUAAGUAGAAUCGGGUGAUUUUUUCUAUUGGACUCCAAAUCUUAGGGAAUGGAAUUUUCAAGAAGGUACCACUUAUCCCAGGUGGCGGAGACUGAGCUUUUAAGGUGCCAUUCGGACCCAAGUAAGUGCUUGGACUAAAAGAAGAGCCGUCAAAGCCCAAACUUCAAGACUAGCGUCCUCUUUUGGUGAUCAAAAUCAGAGGUUGCUACACCUUUGGCGGGCCCUAGCAAAAUGAUGCGAAAUUCUCCCAAGAGUGGUGUUUGAGGUAGCAUCUUGGUAGUGGACGUUAAACGUGUAUAGAUUAAUUAAGAUUACAAUUUCAAGGUUCGAUAGUGGAGCACAAGUUAUAGCGUCAAAGCAUAGUUUGCAUAGCUCUCAUUUAAUAUGAUUUUUUGGCUGUAUUUUAUAGUAAAAUUGGUAAUGGUACCAUUAUGUUUUUUUAUAUUAAAGAAAUUAGUCUAGAUAAUAGCGUUAUUUAAGUAUAAAAUUUGGUAUACUGGCGCAGCAUGAAAGAAUAGGAGUUUUUGAAACUGAUGGGUCACGUGUAAGUACUUUAGAAAUAGAAGGCGUUAAUACUUUAGCAACUGAUGGUGUUUUUGUACUAAAUCCCCCUCUGUAAGCAGACUAAAAAAUUUUGUUCGCUCACAGAGGGGUUAAAUUUUUUUUGAAAUAUAGAAAAUCCCAAUUCGCAAAAAUCCGAAAGCAAAUAUUAAUUUAACCUGUAAAAUAUAGAAAAUUCCUGGGGAUAGCGCGGAAUACGCUAUCCCCAGGACAACCGGGAUCGGAUCCCACAUGGAACGAGGGUUCCAUGUGUGUGGAUCCAUUUUUCACACGUGAAAGUAAAUAUCUCACAUGUAAAAAAUGGAUCGACACAUGGAACUCCCGUUCCAUGUGUGAAUCCGAUCCCGGUUGGUCCUGGGGAUAGCGUAUUCCGCGCUAUCCCCAGGAAUUAUCUAUAUAUGUUUUAAAAUGCAAACUGUUUAAAAUUAAACAGAGUCAGCUAGAGAUUUCAUUAUAAUAAUUAUCACUUAUAUAUCAAAAUUUUUGUUUGCUCACGGAGGGUAGGUUUUACCCAAAAAAUAGGGAUUUUUCAAAUGUUUUUUGUUCGCUCACUGAUGGGGAGUAAGUGGCAAAGAAGACGGAGCAAUGGAGCUGUGGGAACUAAUGAAAGGAGAUUGUGUAUACAGGUGGCAGGGCAUUAAUAAAGUUACUGCUGUCUAUGUAGAUGCAACAGCAGAAAACUUUUUGGCUGGAAAUAUUGAAGGAAAUCUUUAUCUAAUCAAUUAG
Messenger RNA from Blepharisma stoltei, 4127 nucleotides. The record is from the annotation of a GenBank genome assembly. Lineage: Eukaryota; Ciliophora; Heterotrichea; Heterotrichida; Blepharismidae.